AUGUCCGACUCACAGAAGCCCAAGACACUUUUCACCGUGUCAGGUAAAACAGCCAUCAUCACGGGGGCUGGAUCAGGCAUCAACUUUUCCUUUGCUGAGCUUCUCCUCAAGCGCGGUUGCAAUGUGGUCAUUGCUGACAUCGCCUUGAGACCCGAAGCCAAGGAUUUGGUCUCGCAACAUCAAGGCCCCGGCAAGCCACGAGCUGUAUUCGUUGAAACCGACGUAACCUCCUGGCCGGCCCUGUCUCGCACGUUUGGCGUUGCCAUAACCGAAUUUGGCGGUUUCGACAUCAUCUGCCCUGGAGCGGGCGUGUACGAGCCGCAUUGGUCCAACUUUUGGCAUCCUCCGGGAUCAGCUGAGAGCAAAGACAGCGUGGAUGGGGGCCACUACAAGCUUUUAGACAUCAACAUCAACCAUCCCAUCCGGACGACUCAGCUGGCGAUUUCACACUGGCUGCAUCCCAAGGAGAGCACCAACUCCGAGCUUCCUGCUGUCACGCAGGCUUCUCCGACCAACCCGAAGCGCAUCGUCCACAUCUCUUCGGUGGCGGGCCAAGUGCCGAACAUCAACGCCCCGCUUUACUCCGCAUCAAAAUUCGCCAUCACCGGCUUUGUGCGGAGUCUGGCUCGGCUGGAAGAGACCGAUGGAAUCCGCGUCAACGCGGUCGCUCCCGGCGUUGUUCGCACACCUCUCUGGACCGAGCAUCCCGAGAAGCUCAUCAACCUGGACGAGAGUCAAGACGGCUGGGUUACCCCCCAAGAAGUUGCAGAGGCGAUGCUCCGAUGUGCUGAGGACGAUGGGGUUCCUGGAGGAUCGAUCUUGGAAGUUGGCAAGGACAACACACGUCUGGUGCAACCGUUCAAUGAUCCAGGCCCGGACAGAGACCCGAAGAGGGGACUCAUCGCGAGAAACGUUUCCAACGGGACUGCCAUGAUCUUCAACUGGCUCAAGGAUGCGAGCAUGUGGGCCGUCGGUAGAGACUAG
Colletotrichum karsti is the source of this 984-nucleotide messenger RNA. RefSeq names its product nad-dependent 15-hydroxyprostaglandin dehydrogenase. The coding region runs from base 1 to 984 and encodes 327 amino acids. Lineage: Eukaryota; Fungi; Ascomycota; Sordariomycetes; Glomerellales; Glomerellaceae. The transcript has 2 exons. Gene Ontology annotation, cellular component: cytoplasm. Gene Ontology annotation, molecular function: oxidoreductase activity, acting on the CH-OH group of donors, NAD or NADP as acceptor. The record is from RefSeq and is a predicted model, not a curated record.